AUGUCAACUGAGACAGAACUUCAAGUGGCUGUUAAAACCAGCACAAAGAAAGACUCUAAGAAGAAAGGUCAGGAUCGCAGCGAAGCCACUUUAAUAAAAAGGUUUAAAGGCGACGGUGUUCGAUACAAAGCAAAACUGAUUGGGAUAGACGAGGUUUCUGCAGCACGAGGCGACAAGUUAUGCCAAGAUUCCAUGAUGAAAUUAAAGGGAAUUGUGGCUGCAGCUCGUUCAAAAGGGGAACACAAGCAGAAAAUAUUUCUAACCAUAUCUUUUGGAGGAAUCAAAAUCUUUGACGAGAAGACAGGACUACUACAGCACCAUCAUGCAGUUCAUGAAAUUUCAUACAUUGCAAAAGAUAUCACAGACCACCGGGCCUUUGGAUAUGUAUGUGGAAAGGAAGGGAAUCAUAGAUUUGUGGCAAUAAAAACAGCCCAGGCAGCAGAGCCUGUAAUUUUGGAUUUACGAGAUCUCUUUCAACUCAUUUAUGAAUUGAAACAAAGGGAAGAGAUGGAGAAAAAGGCACAGAAAGAUAAACAGUGUGAACAAGCAGUAUAUCAGACAAUUUUGGAAGAAGAUGUAGAAGAUCCUGUUUACCAGUACAUUGUGUUUGAGGCUGGACAUGAGCCAAUCCGUGAGCCUGAAAUAGAAGAAAACAUUUAUCAGGUUCCUACUAGCCAAAAGAAAGAAGGUGUUUAUGAUGUGCCAAAAAGUCAACCUGUAAGUGCUGUUACCCAACUAGAGCUGUUUGGUGACAUGUCCACUCCUCCUGAUGUAACCUCUCCCCCUACUCCUGCAACUCCAGGUGAUGCCUUUAUCCCAUCUUCAUCCCAGUCACUUCCUUCUGGUGCAGACAUGUUUAGUUCUGUACCUUACAGCACUGCUGCUGUACCCUCAGGUUAUGUUGCAAUGGGAGCUGUCCUGCCCUCCUUCUGGGGACAACAACCACUGGUUCAACAACCACUGGCCAUGGGUGCUCAGCCUCCAGUUGCUCAGGUGAUGCAAGGAGGACAGUCAAUUGCAUGGGGACAGCCUGGGAUAUUUUCUCCCACCCAGCAACCAUGGCCAUCUGUAGCUGGUCAGUUUCAGCCUGCUGCCUUCAUGCCAACACAAACUGUUUUGCCUUUACAAGCAGCCAUGUUUCAAGGUACCGUUGCUCCCAUUGCUACUGUUCCACCUACAAGUGAUUCCACCAGAGCAAGUCCACAGACAGAUAGGCCUAGGCAAAAGGCAGGAAAAGAAAUAUUUAAAGAUUUCCAGAUGGCUCAGCCUCCGCCAGUGCCAUCACGAAAACCAGAUCAGCCUUCCCUCAGUUGUACCUCAGAGGCCUUCUCCAGUUACUUUAACAAAGUUGGGAUGGCACAGGAAGCAGAUGAUUGUGAUGACUUUGACAUCUCUCAGUUAAAUUUGACUCCUGUGACUUCUACAACGCCAUCAACGAACUCACCUCCCACUCCUGCUCCUAGACAAAGUUCUCCAUCCAAAUCCUCAGCAUCCCACACCAGUGACCCUGCUGCAGAUGACCUCUUUGAAGAGGGUUUUGAAAGUCCAAGCAAAAGCGAAGAACAGGAAGCGCCUGAUGGAUCUCAGGCCUCAUCCAACAGUGAUCCAUUUGGUGAGCCCAUUGGUGAAACUGUAAGUCCACAGGGCGAUAGCUAGAUAGCGCAGGUUGGGGAAAGAGAACCUCUCUACGCCCAGAUCAACAG
Molecule: messenger RNA, 1703 nt
Organism: Gekko japonicus
Lineage: Eukaryota; Metazoa; Chordata; Lepidosauria; Squamata; Gekkonidae
Gene: DAB1
Product: Dab, reelin signal transducer, homolog 1 (Drosophila)
Exons: 14
Coding region: 1-1656 (551 amino acids)
Biological process (GO): ventral spinal cord development; lateral motor column neuron migration
Source: RefSeq, a predicted model, not a curated record